Tetranychus urticae (two-spotted spider mite) is the source of this 2229-nucleotide messenger RNA. Its product is annotated as acetylcholine receptor subunit alpha-like. Gene Ontology annotation, cellular component: postsynaptic membrane. The record is from RefSeq and is a predicted model, not a curated record. Gene Ontology annotation, biological process: monoatomic ion transmembrane transport. Gene Ontology annotation, molecular function: acetylcholine-gated monoatomic cation-selective channel activity; transmembrane signaling receptor activity. Lineage: Eukaryota; Metazoa; Arthropoda; Arachnida; Trombidiformes; Tetranychidae.
AAGUAAAGCAAGUCUAGAAGUGAAUGGAUCAAUAGUUGGUUAGAGCGCAUCAUCGCGCAAGAAGCAAAAAAAUUGAGAAACAAAAUGAGGGAAUGAAAGAAGCAUGAAAAUGUUCAAAUAGCUAAGCUGCCCAAAAAAGUUGAAUCACAGGUUUCAUUAAUAUCCUCGAGUCGAUAAAGUUGAUUGAAAAAAAUUGUUUUAAUUCAGUGUCUCUAGUUAAAUGUUGAAAUGAAAAACAAGUGAAAACAAAAUGAUUGCCAAUGGUUCGGUGCAAGUGUUGCCUAAAUAGUCCCACUAAAUGUUCAUCACUUGGCCCAGCAUACCUUUAAAGCUUGCCACUUGAGUCAUCAUCAGUUUUAUAUCAUUCAACUUGAACGCCCUCUGAUGACAUCUUUAGACGAAAUUUGCGGUGCUCUUUGAACUUGGAAGUCAUCGAAGUUGUAAAUAAAUUUUCACCCGAUCAUGAAUUCGAUCAAUUUUUCAAAAGGUUCUUUUCUUGGACUAAUUUUUAUAACAUUGUUUGAGCUGGUUUCACCAAAUCCCGAUGCAAAACGUUUAUAUGAUGAUUUAAUGAAUGGAUACAACAAAAUGGUGACCCCAAGGAAAAAAGUAAACGAAACUGUUGUCGUUCGAUUGGGAUUGAAAUUGACCCAAAUAUUGGAGUUGAAUCUAAAGCAACAAGUUUUCUCAGCAAAUAUGUGGAUUCCUCAGAAAUGGUACGAUUACAAUUUGUCUUGGGAUCCAGAGGCUUACGGUGGAGUUAAUCUAAUGAAUGUUCCUGCAGAAAAUAUUUGGCAACCUGAUCUUAUUUUAUUCAAUAAUGCUGAUGGCAACUUUGAACCAACCCUGAUAACCAAAGCUUUAGUCCAUUAUACCGGUGAAGUUGUCUGGGAACCUCCAGCUCUUUAUAAAGUUACUUGUCAAAUUGAUGUUGAAUGGUUUCCAUUUGAUGUUCAAUCAUGCCUUAUGAAAUUUGGCUCUUGGACUUAUGAUGGUCACGAGGUUGACCUUCGUCAUCUGGAUCAGGUUGAAGGAUCGGUCCAAGUUGACCGUGGUGUGGACCUUUCCGAGUUUUACCAAUCAGUGGAAUGGGAUCUGAUGAAAGUCCCUGCUCGCUAUGAGAAUGAAUAUUAUGAUUGUUGCCCAGAGCCAUUUCCACACAUUACCUUCAACAUAACCAUGAGACGGAAGACACUAUUUUACACUGUUAAUUUGAUUAUUCCGGUUGUUGGAAUCUCUUUUCUAACUCUCCUCGUCUUUUACCUUCCCUCUGAUUCCGGUGAAAAGGUUACUCUGAGCAUCUCAAUUCUAGUCUCUUUAACCGUCUUCUUUCUUCUCUUGGCGGAAAUUAUUCCACCAACAUCCCUUGCAGUUCCCCUUCUGGGCAAAUAUCUGCUCUUUACCAUGCUUCUCAUCACUCUAUCAAUUUGUUUUACUGUUUGUGUUCUCAAUGUUCACUUCCGUUCACCAUCGACUCACGUCAUGUCACCCUGGGUUAAGCAUGUUUUCAUUGAAUUUUUGCCCAAAAUUUUGUGCAUCAAAAGACCAACAACUCAUGACUUGGCCAAAGAGCUUGCAACUGUUUCUGGAACUUCUCGAAUCAUUUAUACAUGCGAAGGUGACCGAGGAAACAUUACUGAACGAGUUGCACCAGAUAAUCAAUGGUAUGAAAGUUACGAUUGUUUAGGUGAUAUUGCAGGGUUACCUGUCAAUACAGACAUUCUUGAUGCACCAAUGGAGGGACGAAUCUUUGGACCCAGUCUAUUCAACUCGAGCAACAAUCAAAUUAAUUGGUCUUGCAAAGGGCAACCUGAUCAGCUUUGUCCAAACUCUUCACCUUCACUCUUUUCUGAGGAACUACAAAGAGCCAUUGAGAGCAUUUUGCACAUUGCCAAUCAUCUCAAGGAAGAGGACAGGGAGAAAAAUGUUAUCGAAGAUUGGAAAUAUGUUGCCAUGGUUCUGGACCGACUAUUUCUUUGGAUAUUUACUCUGAGCUGUAUUAUUGGAACUUGUGUAAUCAUACUGAGAGCACCUUCCCUCUAUGACAAUGAAAUACCAAUUGAUCAUUUGGCUCAGCAAAUGCAGAAACUGGUUUAACCUCGAUAACUAUCGUUGAGUCAACAAACUGUGUAAAUGAAAAUAAAUUUUUCCAAUCAUUUCUCUUUGUAUUUCAAUGCAAAUGUAAAAAAACAAUGAUUAAUAAGAUUUAACAAUAAAUGCCGAUAAGAA